UGGAUACUGUAGCGUCAUCGACAGCGGAUGCACGUUCCCUAUAAAUCAUAUAUUUUGGGAUCAUCAAGCAUCAGAACACACACGCCUUUUGCAGGAUAUUGCAAAUCGAGAGGAUGAUUAUUCGUCAUUUUCAAGGCACGGAACAAAGGCGAUGGGUGCGACGCUGGUGCUUGGCUUUGCUGUCGCUUACUUCAUGGAAUGCGGUUUCUGCACAGCUUCGAUAUUCCAUAUCCGAGGAGGUCCAGGAGGGGACCGUUGUCGGUAAUGUGGCGAAGGAUUUGGGGCUGGAUAAGAGCUUGCUUAAAGGGCGCGGAUACCGCAUCGUGGCCGGCGGCGCGGAGCCCAUUUUGGAGGUGAACCAGGAGGACGGCGUCUUGUUUGUGGCGCGCAGGGUGGACCGGGAGGAGGUGUGUGAACGCGUCAGCCCCUGUGUGAUCAAGUUCAAAUCCGUGCUGGAAAACCCACUGGAGGUGCAUUACGUGACUGUGGAAAUAUUAGACAUCAACGACCACUCGCCUGUUUUCCCAGAAAAGGAACAAAGGCUUGAAAUAUCCGAGUCCGCACUGCCGGGUGCGCGCUUCCAGCUGCAGGCGGCGCGGGACCCCGACGUGGGCCAGCUCUCCAUCCAGCAAUAUCAACUCAGUCAUAAUGAACAUUUUCGCAUCGACGUGAAGGAUCGAGGGGAGGAUCGGAAAGUGCCGUUUUUGGUGCUGCUCAAGCAGUUGGACCGAGAGGCGGGCGGGAGACACCGGCUCCGCCUCACGGCGACAGACGGGGGGAAGCCGGCUAAAUCAGGAUCCAUAGAAAUAACCCUGGAUGUCCUCGACGUGAAUGAUAAUUCUCCAGUGUUUGACAAGGAGGUUUAUUCCGUCUCUCUGAACGAAAACGUGGCCGUGGGCACUUUUGUUAUCCAGGUGAACGCCACGGAUUUGGACCUAGGUGCGAAUGGUGAAAUAGUGUAUUCUUUCGGUAAGGAGGUUGAUUUAAUAGCGAAAGAUAUGUUCAGUAUAGACCCACAUACAGGUGAAAUUCACGUGACAGGCCACGUUGAUUUUGAAAAAAGUAAAACCUAUGAAAUUGAUAUACAAGCUUCAGAUAAGGGACAAGUACCUCUGACAGCAGACAAGAGUGUUAUUAUAAAUAUUAUUGAUGUUAAUGAUAACGCCCCUGAGAUAGAAGUGACCUCGUUUUCUAACUCCAUUAAGGAGGAUGCAAAGGUAGGAACCACCGUGGCCCUAAUUAGUGUCAGUGACUUAGACUCUGGAAUAAACGGUAAAGUACUUUGUGACAUUAAACAAGAAGUUCCUUUUACUUUAUCGCCAUCUUUACAAGAGAACAUGUACGCCGUCGUCACAAAGUCACACCUGGAUAGGGAACAUGUUUCUCAGUAUGAGGUCACCAUUGUUGCUAAGGACACAAACGAGCCAGUGUUUUCGACAGAAAAGACAAUUACUGUUGUUGUGUCGGAUGUUAAUGAUAAUCGUCCAGAGUUUUCAACAAGCCCGUAUACAUUUUAUAUCACCGAGAACAACUCUCCUGGAGGCUCUGUGUUUUCUCUAAAAGCGUCUGAUCAGGACGCAGGUGACAAUGCUCUCAUUACUUAUCAUAUUGUCAGAGAGGCAAAUUUAAACAAUAUUUUUUUAUCGUUUAUAAAUAUUAACCCGGAAACCGGAGAAGUCAUAGCACUAAAAAGUUUCGACUUUGAGACGCUGAAAAGUUUCCAGUUCCAAGUCGUGGCCACGGACGGUGGAAGUCCUCCACUGAGCAGCAACGUGACAGUGAAGGUGUUCAUUCUGGAUCAGAACGACAACGCUCCAGUCAUCCUGUAUCCAGUCAGCUCCAACGGUUCUGCUGAAGGUGUGGAGGAGAUUCCCCGCAAUAUGAAAGCAGGAGACUUGGUGACUAAAGUCCGAGCCUAUGAUGCUGAUAUAGGAUAUAACGGCUGGUUACUGUUUUCACUGCAGCAAGUCACUGCCCACAGUCUCUUUACUUUGGACCGCUAUACGGGCCAGAUCAGAACACUUCGCUCCUUCACAGAGACGGACGAGGCUGAGCAUGGACUGCUCAUACUGGUCAAAGACAACGGCAACGUUUCCCUGUCAGCAACAGCUACUGUGACUGUCAAACUUGUGGAGCCCAAAGAGGCUUUUGCAGCUUCUGAUGUCAAACGUGCAGCAGCAAAAGUGGAGGAGGAGGACCACAAUGUGACUUUUUACCUCAUCAUCACUUUGGGCUCGGUCUCGCUGCUUUUUGUCAUCAGCAUCAUCGUGCUGAUCGCCAUGCAGUGCUCCAAAUCCACAGAGUACACUUCCAAAUAUCUCCAAGACGCUAAUUAUGAUGGGACACUGUGUCACAGCAUCCAGUACAGAUCAGGAGACAAACGCUACAUGCUAGUUGGACCCAGAAUGAGUAUAGGUUCUACUAUAGUCCCGGGCAGCCACGCCAACACUCUGGUGCUCCCUGACAGGAGACACACUUCUUCUGGGGAGGUAAGACACACAUUUUGUGUAUUUUGUAUAACGUCAUUAAAUAAUUCACCCAUAUCAUAACAUGACAUAUUUGGUGAUCUUUAAUAUCAGCUUGAAUUGUAUGCUUUUAUUGGAACUCAGUGUUUUUUAUGUCCUUGACACUGCUUGUGCAUUGCACUUAUAUAUUUUGAA
Messenger RNA from Nerophis ophidion (straightnose pipefish), 2660 nucleotides. RefSeq names its product protocadherin alpha-8-like. Gene Ontology annotation, cellular component: plasma membrane. The record is from RefSeq and is a predicted model, not a curated record. Bases 114 to 2549 code for a protein of 811 amino acids. Gene Ontology annotation, molecular function: calcium ion binding. The transcript has a single exon. Gene Ontology annotation, biological process: homophilic cell-cell adhesion. NCBI's taxonomy places the organism in Eukaryota, Metazoa, Chordata, Actinopteri, Syngnathiformes, Syngnathidae.